AAUUUGUAUGCUUGCAAGAUGGAGAGCCUAGUUGUUAUUCUAAGUUUAGUAUCCAUCUUUGUUCUCUUCAUUAUCACACAAAGAAACACAAGAACAAGAACAAGAUCAAGAACACCACUUCCACCUGGCCCUAAAGGCCUUCCUCUAAUUGGAAAUCUCCACCAACUUGAUGCCAAAUCCCCACAUCACUAUUUUAGAGAACUCUCCAAACACUAUGGCCCCAUCAUGUCCUUCAAACUUGGUUCAACCCAAGCCCUUGUUAUUUCCUCAUCAAAAUUAGCCAAAGAAGUGUUAAAGACACAUGACCUCAAAUUUGCAAGUAGGCCACCUUACUUAGGCCUAAGGAAAUUGUCAUAUAAUGGCUUGGACUUAGGUUUUGCACCUUAUAGCCCUUAUUGGAGAGAGAUGAAGAAGCUUUGUGUUUUGCACUUUUUUAGCUCUCAAAGGGUCCAUUCUUUUAGACCCUUUAGAGAACAAGAGGUUGCAAACAUGAUUAGGAGGAUAUCCCAACAUGAAGAUUCAAACAAAGUUGUAAACUUGAGUGACACUUUGAUGUUUUUUACCAACACUUUGAUAUGUAGGGUUGCUUUUGGGAAAGAGUAUGGUAAUGAGUACCAUGUUGUUGAUGAAGAAUUAGGGUGUGGCCAAAGGAGCAAGUUGCAAGUGUUGCUAAAUGAGGCUCAAGCAUUGUUGGUUGAGUUUUACUUUUCAGAUCAUUUUCCCAUGUUGGGGUGGGUUGAUUGGCUUAGAGGAAUACUUUGGAGGCUAGAUAAGAACUUCAAGGAAUUGGACAAGUUCUAUGAAAGAGUUAUCUUUGACCAUAUGGAUUCAGCUAGGGCUAAUAAAUCCAAUGAGCAACAAGUUAAAGACAUCAUUGAUAUCUUUCUAGAGAUGAUGAAUGAUCACUCACUCUCCUUUGAUCUCACUCUAGAUCAUAUAAAAGCUGUGCUCAUGAACAUCUUUAUAGCUGGAACAGACCCAAGUGCAGGUACAACAGUUUGGGCAAUGAAUGAACUUUUGAAGAACCCUAAAGCUAUGAAAAAGCUUCAAAGUGAAAUUAGAGGUUUAUUUGGAGACAAAGAUUUCAUAAAUGAAGAUGACAUUCAAAGGCUUCCAUAUCUCAAAGCAGUAAUAAAGGAAACACUAAGAAUGUUCCCACCAUCACCACUACUCUUACCAAGAGAAACAAUUGAAACAUGCAACAUAGAAGGUUAUGAAAUAAAACCAAAAACUUUAGUCUAUGUCAAUGCAUGGGCCAUAGCAAGGGACCCCAAGAAUUGGAAAGACCCAGAAGAGUUUUGUCCUGAAAGAUUCAUUGAGAAUCCAAUAGAUCUCAAAGGGAAUGACUUUGAGCUAAUUCCAUUUGGUAGUGGAAGAAGAAUUUGCCCUGCCAUGAACAUGGGGUUGGUUACCAUAGAAAUUGCAUUAGCAAAUAUUGUUCACUCAUUUGAUUGGAGUUUGCCAAUUGGGUUUGACAAUGAAGAAAUGUUUGACACGCAAGUGAAGCCAGGGAUAACCAUGCACAAGAAAAACGACCUUUUUCUUGUGGCCAAGAAACAUGUACCUUAAGGAGAGUCAAGGGAAGACUUAAAUAAGAAGUUUGACUUAUGGAGAGAAGCUCUAGAAGUGUAUGGUCUGUGCAUAAGCCGUAGCAAGACGAAAUAUAUGGAAUGUAAGUUCAGUCUGAGAAGGAAGAACCCUAAUAUAGAGGUGAAGAUUGGAGAAAACAUCCUAUGAAAAGUUAAAAAUUUUAAGUAUUUUGGGUGCAUCAUACAGGAUAAUGAAGAGAUUGAAGAGGAUGUAAACCAUAGGAUCCAAGCAGGUUGGUCAAAAUGGCGGAGUGCAUCUGGUUUUAUAUGCGACAAAAAGUAUCUUUAAAACUUAAAGGUAAAUUCUAUCGAACCGCUAUAAAACCGGCUACGCUUUAUGGUAUGGAGUGUUGGCCAGCCAAAGGAAAGCACGAACAUAAGUUGAGUGUGGCAGAGAUGAAAAUGUUGAGAUGGAUGAGUGGUCAUAUGCGAUUAGAUAAAAUAAGAAACGAAUAUAUAAGGAAGAGAGUUGGAGUAGCACCCAUUGUGGAAAAGAUGGUUGAAUCGCGUCUCAGGUAGUUUGGACAUGUGAGAAUAAAACCGAUAGAACACCCAGUCAGGAUGGUGGAUGAGAUGGAAGAUGGACAAAGGGCGAAAGGCAAAGGAAGACCUAAGAAGACCAUCCAUGAGGUGGUCAAAUGAGAUCUACAUGUAAACGAUCUUUCUGUAGACAUGAUACAUGACAAAGCACAAUGACGUCGUUUGAUUCAUGUAGCCGACCCCACCUAGUGGGACAAGGCUUUGUUGUUAUUGUAUUUAUAUUUUUUCUUUUAUGAAAUAAAGGAUAAUUUACAUACAUAA
This is a messenger RNA of Arachis stenosperma, 2390 nucleotides long. Its product is annotated as cytochrome P450 83B1-like. The transcript is spliced from 3 exons. NCBI's taxonomy places the organism in Eukaryota, Viridiplantae, Streptophyta, Magnoliopsida, Fabales, Fabaceae. The record is from RefSeq and is a predicted model, not a curated record. The coding region runs from base 19 to 1569 and encodes 516 amino acids. Gene Ontology annotation, molecular function: oxidoreductase activity, acting on paired donors, with incorporation or reduction of molecular oxygen; iron ion binding; monooxygenase activity.